CAUAGCGGGGAGUGUAGUUCUUCCCCAGCCCGAGCGAGCGAAGAUGUCCGAGGUGCGGCUGCCGCCGGUCCGGCCGCUGGACGAUUUCCUGCUGGGCUCCACCCGCUUGGCUCCCCCGGACUUGCGAGACCUGCAGCGCUGGCACAACCGGGUCAUCAAUAACCUCCUCUACUACCAGAGCAACUAUUUGCUGGUGCUGGGCGCGGGGCUGCUGCUGGGCGGGUACUUUUGCCCUGUGCUGACUCUGCUGAGUGGUGCCCUCAUCACUCUGAUGUUUCUGGGCUUUGUCUGGGCUGCAGAGAACAAGGCUCCAGUGCGGCGCUUCCGGCGGAAUAAUCCUGGCACCUGUGUCCUCGCUAUCCUUGCAGCUGCGUACUUUCUGGUGUCACUCUUUGAAGGCUCUGCCACCUUCCUCUUUUUCAUCGCCCUGCCCAUAAUGUUGAUCCUCAGCCACGCCUCCUUGCGACUCCGGAACCUCAAGAACAAGAUUGAGAACAAAAUCGAGAGCAUCGGGCUCAAGCGCACACCAAUGGGGCUGCUUCUAGAAGCUCUUGGACAGGAACAGGAAGCUGGAUCCUAGACCACCACCAUAACACUUCCUUUCCUUUACCUACCUGCCUUCAUUCCUCUUGGCUCUUUCUUCCCCCACCCCUGGCCUUUGUGCUAGUAUAUUCACUUAACCCAAUCUAGCAACCUGGCUGUGAGCUCAUGUAAAAGAUGCAGUUUCCUCUGGAAUAGGACAGACAACCAGUAGAGCUCUCUGGCUCAAAGUUGCAAUCAGUAAGACUUGCAGGCAAAUAAGGUGGAAUUCUGACGGUAUUUCUAAUUGAGAACAAUUAUGAUCUGUCAGGACUCUUCCCUGUUUGGUUUUUGAGAGGCAAGAGUAUACAAAACAGAGAAAAGCAGAAAGUAUAAUCAGUGAAAGACUAGGCAGUAUUUUUUUUCAAAUGGUAAAAUGUUAACCUGUGGAUGCUCAGUUAGAAAAUCCUCCCAUAAGAAAAAUCCUCAUGACGCGAUACAGCAUGAAGAAAAGUCAGCUGGCAAAUUAAAAAGCCUAGUUCUAGAUGCCCUAAGGGAGACUGGCUUGUAUGUUUGUAUCACUUUGCACUUAUACAGACUUUCAAAUGCUCAAAGUGCUUCACACACAGUAUCUUGCUGUAAUCUGUUCCAAGACUGUUGCUUAGAUCAGUAUUGUUUUCCCCUUUUUGCAGCUCGUGGACUGAGGCUGGCAGUGAGUAGCUGGCCUCAGCCCACCUACCACAUUAUUGCCAGGAGUGAGAUUCCAGCAAGGGUCUUCUUGACCAGACUAGUUCUCCUAGCAGUCAUAUUGCAUCACUUCUGUAUUGCUUCUGGUCUCCUAAUUUUUAAAUAGAAGCAUCAAGCCUAUUAGAAUAAGUGAGAUUGUUAACAGGUCAUUCUGAAGAUGAUUUAGUUAAGUCUCAAAAGGCAUGAUGAAGACUAGCAAUUCAUUAACCUCAGUGGUUCCCAUUAAAGGGAAGGGGAAACUCCAAAGUGUAGGCUGUGUGUAGACAAGGAGCUCUGUUGCAAAGGGUCCAUCCAGAUUCAAAGGAGGAAAGUCCACUCUGGGUAAUUCCCAUUUUGUUUGCUUUCUUUUUAGGGGAGUGAAAGAGCCUUGCCUACUUCCAAAUCCGGCAAAAGUUCAAAAUGUCUUUCUAUAGUGUCCUUUGUAUUCAGAUAGCCACUAUGUAAAACUUCAGAAGAUGGACCAAACCUAGCACAGUAUGUAGCUCUGAGGAGUCUAAGAAAUAUUUCCAAGAGAUUGGAUGUUGGCUAAUAAAUGAAGGAGGAAAUAGAUUGUAAAAGUGUUGCCAAAGAAAUAACUGUCAGAGGGAUUUGAAAA
Messenger RNA from Varanus komodoensis (Komodo dragon), 1861 nucleotides. It is a transcript of the gene PRAF2, whose product is annotated as PRA1 domain family member 2. The coding region runs from base 44 to 580 and encodes 178 amino acids. The transcript has 3 exons. Gene Ontology annotation, cellular component: membrane. NCBI's taxonomy places the organism in Eukaryota, Metazoa, Chordata, Lepidosauria, Squamata, Varanidae. The record is from RefSeq and is a predicted model, not a curated record.